This is a messenger RNA of Diospyros lotus (date-plum), 3680 nucleotides long. RefSeq names its product pentatricopeptide repeat-containing protein At3g60050-like. The transcript has 2 exons. Gene Ontology annotation, molecular function: protein binding. The coding region runs from base 496 to 1962 and encodes 488 amino acids. NCBI's taxonomy places the organism in Eukaryota, Viridiplantae, Streptophyta, Magnoliopsida, Ericales, Ebenaceae. The record is from RefSeq and is a predicted model, not a curated record.
GGUAAAUCUCUUUUUUUAUCUUUCAAACGCAAACGCCGAGCCCAAGCUGAGCAGGGCUUCGUACAAACUACAAACCGGUGCCGCCGAGGAAGGCACCAUGCUCACCAGGUACUUUACUCGCUGCGCUCCACAGUCUCUAAACCCUUCUCUACCACUAUUGAAUUCAACACUUCAAAUUUCAAAAUCCUAGUUUCGGUUUUCGGGUUUAGAUUUAUGCUGUUUGAUUUCUGAACUGGGACUGAAAACUACUGUAAAGGUAUUCCGAUUUCGUUGUGUUUGUCUUGAGAUGAAUUCGCAUAACAGGAUUCAGAGAGUUUCGUGGCUCUGUGUUUUUGCCUCUUAAUGGGUGCCUUUCUAUAUCUUCAACGCCAAAGAUCGAAUCCCUCAAACCGGUCUGUGUUUGGAUAUCGAAUUCUGCCGGUGGAUUUGUUCGCUUUUCUGGAGAUAGAAAACUUGGACGCAUAAUGGGUAUUUCCCAUCUAUUUGUUUCGUCUCAUGAUGUGUUCUAUAGCUCUACUUGGUCGGCGUUUGUUUCGGAGAUUCUCUUGCUUUUCCGGCAUUUCACGUUUCGUAUGCAGCCGUAACUAUUGCAGGAAUGGCGUCAAUGAAGGGUUCGACGACAUAGAGAGAAUACUGAAAGAAGUUUGGAAGAACCCAGAAACAGAUUCUAUAUAUGAAAAGCUUGAGUUAGAGAAUGGUCAUGAUGGCCAUUCGCUGAGAAAUUUCUCUGCAAAGCGGAGUUAUUUUGCGGCAGUGAGAUCUGAUGCUGACAGGGUUCUUGAAAUUCUGAAACAAGAUGGGCCUGGGUAUGAUACCAAGGCGGCUUUAGAUGAUUUGAGAAUAAGGGUUUCGGGUGUGCUCGUGAGAGAAGUUCUUUUGGGGAUUCUGAAGGAAAUUAACUAUGUGAAUAAGAACCGCUGUGCAAAAGUGGCUUACAAAUUUUUCACGUGGUCUGGUGAACAAGAAAAUUACAGGCACACGGCAAGUUCUUACCAUUUGAUAAUGGAGGUUUUUGCAGAGUCAGAUGAGUUCAAGGCUAUGUGGAGGCUGGUAGAUGAGAUGAUUGAGAAGGGAUUCCCCACCACUGCACGGACAUUUAACAUAUUGAUAUGUACGUGUGGAGAGGCUGGCUUAGCCAGGAAAGUCACAGAGAGAUUCAUCAAAUCAAAGACAUUUAGUUACAGGCCAUUCAAGCAUUCAUUCAAUGCAAUUUUACAUUCGCUUCUUGUUGUAAAGCAGUAUAGGUUGAUUGAGUGGGUAUAUCAACAGAUGUUGAUUGAUGGUCAUUCCCCUGAUAUUUUGACUUACAAUAUACUUAUGUGUGUGAAGUAUAGACUGGGGAAGCUAGAUCAGUUUCAUAGAUUGUUAGAUGAAAUGGGUAGAAGUGGGUUUUCACCGGAUUUUCAUACCUUUAACAUCCUUCUCCAUGUUCUUGGCAAAGGGGACAAACCGCUUGCGGCACUCAGUCUUCUGAACCACAUGAAGGAAGUAGGUUGUGAUCCAAGUGUUCUUCACUUCACGACAUUGAUGGAUGGGCUCAGCCGAGCAGGAAAUUUGGAUGGGUGCAAGUAUUUUUUUGAUGAGAUGAUUAAGCAUGGGUGCAGGCCUGAUGUAGUCUGCUAUACCGUUAUGAUCACAGGAUAUAUUGAGGGAGGGAAACUUAAUAAGGCACGGGAAUUAUUUGAUGACAUGAUUAUCAAGGGGCAGAUGCCAAAUGUAUUUACUUACAAUUCCAUUAUGCGAGGGCUUUGUAUGGAAGGAAAAUUCAAGGAGGCUUGUCUGAUGCUCAAUGAGAUGGAAUCUAGAGGCUGUAAUCCAAAUUUUCUCGUGUAUAACACUUUAGUUAGUAAUUUGCGGAAUGCUGGAAAGCUUUAUCAAGCUCAUGAAGUAAUAAGACAUAUGGUGGAAAAGGGGCAGUACGUCCAUCUUGUUUCGAAGUUCAAGGGGUACAAGAGAUGUUAAAGCUAUGUUACUUAUGAGACUGAAACAGGCUUACUGGCUUGGAUCCCUGCACAUUCAGAGUGUUGCUUGACGAUUCAUUUGGUCCUUGAAAGGGUGAUGAACCUGGUGCCUUUUGUUACCACCAACAAUUUUCUCCGUGGAAAAAAUGGAGUUAGAUGUGGCUCCCUCUGAAUGUUACUGAUUUGCUGCCGGAACCCAAUGUUUAGUUAACUAUGAGAAUUAUUAAAGAACCUAUUUCACCUGUUGACAGGACUAGUUUUCAAGUUGUUAGCAACCCGGCAAUACUGGCGUUUAAAAGAAGGGGCGGGGGGGAGAGGUGCCUUUCGUACUUCACGUGGCAGACAAUUGUGAUGAUAAUGGGGUUUCCUUAAGCUUUAAGCUAGUGUCCAUGUGAUUUCUACUCUAGUUAAGAGUUUAUAUAAUAACUAAUAUUAGCGAAUCAGAAUUACGUAACCGACAGUAUCUAGGAGGAUUGAGAUUUUUUGUUGUAGCAACUAAUAUUCGUUCCUUCUGUACACGAGUUUUUUGGUAUAAUACUAUAUUUUUGCUCGAAUUUCAUUUUCUAGGGCAAAAAUUGACCAAAGAGCGAGCGAAUAUACCGUGCAGGAAGAAUGCUCACGGGAAAUACAGAAAGAGAUGUCCAUUGGGCUUGGGCAUAAACCAUAAAGUGAUCUAAGGCUUUGUCAUUUGAGCAAAUUACAAACUAGUCAUGUUCAACCGGUUUGGUUUUGGUUUUGUGGUUUCUUUCUCUCACUGGCCUUUUCUGGUGGAGAAUUUGUGAGAUUUUAGAGUCAGGUGAAUAUUUAAAUAAUUUAGGAAACUUCAGGCCAAAUUUUAUAAGAUGAGAAAAAAAGAAUAAAAAGAAUAAAAAGAGAACAAAGUUCCCUCACGUGUAGUAAUUAUUUUAUACCUUUAUCCUACAUUUGAUUUGCUUAUUUUAGUUAUGUUCCCGUAAUCUAUAAUAAACAGUAGAUAACAGCGAUUAAUUUAUAGAUUGAUUGAUUGAUUCAUGUUUUUGAUAAAUUAUUCUUUAAUUUUUAUAAAAAUCUACAAAUUGAUUUUGGGUAUUAAUACCAUUACUCUAGGGAGAUUAAAUAAGGAAUUAAUGGGGAUGCAAAUGGAAGUGAGAAGAGUAUUCGAGAAUACGCGGCCGAGAUGAGAAAACCCAAAGCGAGGAUAACAACUUUAUAUAUCUGGAUUUACUGUUUACUCAUUUAGAUACCAAAAGAAAAUGAUUUUAAAAGAUAGAAACCUUAGGAAACACAAAACAGAAGGGUAGCUAUUACUGUAGCUACUGGGAAGCACAUUGUUCUUGACGUUCCUCCUUUCCUUUCUAGGGUUGGAAAGGUUACCAAAAGAACGUUCAUAUGGAAAAAGCAUUUUGGAAUUUUGCACGUUUACGCUGCUUUUUUCUCGUCCUCUUUUUUUUCCUCUUUCUUCUCCUCUGGCUUUGCCUCCUCUUUCUUUUCGUCUUUCUUCUCUUCUUUCUUCUCUUCCUUCUUCUCCUCUUUCGCCGGUCCGACUGAGAUUAUAUCAACCUUCGCGACCUUCUUCAGCUUCUUCACCACGGCCACCGUGUCCAUCUCUCCGAUCACCGUCAGCUUCUGCUCCGUCAGACUCGCUGCUAUUGAAUCCACUCCUGUUCAUCAAUAUACGUAUUAUAUAUAUAUAUAUAUUGAUCAUACGAGAGAUAAAAUUGAAAAAAAAAAAAAAGGAAA